Umbelopsis ramanniana AG is the source of this 933-nucleotide messenger RNA. RefSeq lists its product as uncharacterized. The coding region runs from base 1 to 933 and encodes 310 amino acids. The transcript is spliced from 4 exons. The record is from RefSeq and is a predicted model, not a curated record. NCBI's taxonomy places the organism in Eukaryota, Fungi, Mucoromycota, Umbelopsidomycetes, Umbelopsidales, Umbelopsidaceae.
AUGCCUCUCAGCAUUCAACGUAAGGAUUUAUCUGGACUGACAGUCAUAGUCACUGGAGCCAAUAUUGGUAUUGGGUUGGAGACCGCCAGAAUGCUCAGUGAAAUGGGAGCACAAGUUACCAUAGCCUGCCGUAACGCCAAUAAGGCAGAGACAGCUGCCGAAGACAUCGAAAAAACGACGGGCAAAAAGCCUCAUGUAGCAUCACUCGACUUGUCCAAUUUCGAUUCUACUGUUGCUUUCGUGGAUGAAUUCAAAGCAAAUCAUGAUCGCCUGGACAUUUUGGUAAAUAAUGCCGGCGUCGUUUCCUCGUCCAAAGGAGAAGACGGCAUGUCGAAAAAUGGAUUCGAGAUCGACUUCCAAGUCAAUCAUCUCUCACAAUUUCUUUUGACCAACCGCCUAUUGCCGUUGAUAACAAAUGCUGCGCAAAACAAGAUCAACAAUUUCACUCCACGCGUUGUUACCGUUGGCUCCAACGCAGCAACAAUUGGAAAGAUUGAUUAUUCUUACGUUCAAAACUCUGCCAACCUGCCAUUUUUAUUCACAAGAUAUGCAAACUCAAAAUUGAUGAAUGCCAUGUUUAUCAAAAAGCUAUCCGAGAUUGUGAAGGACAAUGGGGUUGUUGCUCACGUUGUUCACCCGGGAUUUGUCGCUUCAGACAUCCAUGCCAAGGAGGACCAUAAAGUUCCCAGGUUCGUGAUCAAAAUCGCUGACUUCGUAAUGAAGGCAACUGCACGCUCACCUGUUCAAGGUGCGAUGACCAGUGUGCAUGUUGCGAUAUCGGAUGAAGCAGCUGAGACCACCGGCAAAUACUGGGAUUCUUGUAAGGUAGUCGCUUACCCUAACAAACUGAUUACCGAUGAUAAUGCUGUGGAUCAACUGUGGGCCGAUUCUCUUAAAUAUUUACAGGAGAAAGGCAUAGAGAUUGAUCAUUAA